GUGUCGGGUGGGCGGGGUUAGUGUGCAGCACCAUGGCUUCGGUCAGGACGGAGCCGGCUGGUCUAGCCAAGGGCAGUGUGGAUAAAGGUGCGUCUGCAAAAAAAGAGGGACUCGAUCCAGCAAGUAACGGAGAGGAAAAGUCAGACGGAGACAAAGAGGUAGCAGUCAGACUGGCUUCCUCCCCUGCAGCAGAAGUAAUGCUCAACGGCAUCGAAUGUGACGACACGAGGCACAAGAGCCCGACACACGGCUCCACGACAGGCAGCACUAAGACUUCACUGUUGUUAAAUGAAAAUGGGAUGCUAGACCUGGAGCCACCGCACGCUUCUGUUACUGGAAGCAAUGGAUUCAUUUUCACUAAGCAGCAGCAGGACGGCAGCUCUGCAGCGAUGCCAGGUUUGGGAGCUUCCCCUCACAGGACUAACUGGUUGCCCUCGGGCACAUCAGCAGGGGGACAUGCGGUCAAACCUGUCUCGGCAUCAGGGAGUGCACAGACUUCGGGUGCGUUACGGACUGACCCCAGUACGGGGACUACGUUGGGACAGGGUAUAUCGGACACUAAAAAUGGCACAGCGCCGUCUCCUGCACCCGUCACAAUACACAGAGCACGCAAGACCAUGUCCAGGCCUGCUGUCAGCCCGGCACAAAAGCUUCUGAACAGGGAAUUAAGAGAAGCAAAAAGUGCCACAGUCGAGAAAAUGGAGACUAACGUUGCACCUGAUGAGCAGAAAACCUUGCAGCAGUCCUCUCAGAACCAUCUACCUCAGAGUCCACCAGAAACGCCAGCUUCUGCACAAACCACGUCAUCUGCCUCACCAGCACCUCCACCAACCCCAGCUCCUCCGGCCCCCACCAAGCUCCAACUAGGCUCGUUCUCCGGAGGGCUGUCAUCCCGAAAGAAAAAGAGGAGGAUGGGAACGUACAGCCUGGUUCCCAAGAAGAAAACCAAAGUGCUUAAGCAGAGAACUGUGCUAGAGAUGUUUAAGGACCUACACCAAUCGUCGAAGAUCCCACAGACUAAAGAGGCAGUGAACAUAAAUGGGGAGAAGGUGGAAAACGCAUCUGAGGAGGAAGAGUCAGAGGAGGUGGAGUCUGAGGAAGAGGAACGACAGCAGAUGUCAGAAGAACCCGUCAGUGUUCAGGAAACAUCUGAACCCAUCUCCCAGGUGGAGGUUGGAGAUGAGCAGGAGUCUGAAGAGUCUGGAGAAGAGGAGGGAGAGGAGGAGGGAACAGAGUCCGACAUGAGCACAGAGUCGGGUCUGAAGAAGAAGUUGAAAAAGAAAACGAAAGGAGACAGCGCGUGGCUCAGGCCGUCCAGGAAACGGAAGAGGAGGUUAAAGGUCAAAGACCUGGAGCUGGUGGUUCAUCCUCAGGCUUCAGCUCAGGCCCUGGCAGGUGAUGUAAAGGAGUACACGCAGAUUGUCCUUCCUGAGUCCGUCAACGCCAGCAAGCCCCAAGAGCUGGUGGCGCCGCCACAGAAUAAAGCUGUCGUCGUAGGGUCGGCGGUCGAGGAGUCUCAGGAGCUUCCCCUCUGCAGCUGCCGCAUGGAGACGCCCAAGAGUCGAGAAAUUCUCAUCCUGGCCGAUAGGAAGUGCAUGGCCACAGAGAGCGUCGACGGACAGCUGAGCCGCUGCCAAAGUGCCGUACUGAAACACGAGAUGAUGCGUCCCUCCAACUCUGUUCAGCUGCUCGUUCUGUGCGAAGAUCACCGCAAUGGCAUGGUGAAGCACCAGUGCUGCCCGGGCUGCGGCUUCUUCUGCAGGGCUGGAACAUUCAUGGAGUGCCAACCGGACGUCAGCAUCUCUCACCGCUUCCAUCGUGCUUGUGCCUCGGUGCUGAAAGGUCAGAGCUUCUGCCCUCACUGUGGAGAGGAGGCCAGCAAGGCCAAGGAGGUCACCAUCGCCAAGGCUGACACCACCUCCACUGUACCCACCGCGCUCGCUCAUGGACCUGCCACACCCGGGGCCCCCGAGGGUCGCGCAGACACCACCACUGGCAGCUCUUCUCGUUUAGCUGUCGGGGCGGAGACCAGCGGCCGGGCCGACAGCUCCUUUUCUGUUCGUUCCUCACACGGCCUCGACACGUCUGCCGUUCCCGGGUCGUCCAGAACUGCAACACUGCAGACCAUCAUGGGAACCGCUGCUUCGCCAACAGUUCCUCAAGGACCACCGCGAGAAACUCUGGAGAGCAUCCUGGUCGCUCUGGACACGGAGAAGCCCAAGAAGUUGCGUUUUCACCCCAAGCAACUUUACCUCUCGGCCAAACAGGGAGAACUCAAGAGGGUGUUGCUCAUGUUGGUGGACGGCAUUGACCCAAACUUUAAGAUGGAUUCUCAGAACAAACGUACUCCGCUUCAUGCCGCAGCUGAGGGCGGACACAAAGACAUCUGCCACAUGCUCGUUCAGGCCGGUGCAAACCUGGACAUGUGUGACGAGGAUCAGCGGACGCCACUGAUGGAGGCCUGUGAGAACAACCACAUGGAGACGGUGCUGUACCUGCUGAGAGCUGGAGCCAGCGCCAUGCAGAAGGAUGUUGAAGGCUUCACGUGUCUCCACCUAGCGGCAAAGUCCGGUCAUUACAACAUUGUCGAGCACCUUCUCUCCACAGGACUGAUCAACAUAAACUGUCAGGAUGACGGCGGUUGGACAGCCAUGAUCUGGGCGACUGAGUACAAACAUGUUGACCAGGUGAAGCUGCUUCUGUCCAAAGGAGCCGACAUCAGCGUCAGGGACAAGGAGGAAAACAUCUGCCUUCACUGGGCAGCGUUCUCCGGCAGUGUGGAGAUUGCGGAGCUGCUGCUGAACGCCCACUGUGACCUGCAGGCUGUCAACAUCCACGGAGACUCUCCGCUACACAUCGCUGCUCGGGAGAAUCGCCUGGAUUGUGUCACGCUUUUCCUGUCUCGAGGAGCAAAUGUUUUUCUGAAGAAUCGUGAAGGAGAAACUCCUCCAGACUGCUGCAGCCACAACUCCAAGGCCUGGGCGGCUCUGCAGGCCAACAGGAAGGAGAGGGACGCCAAGAACAGCAGACUCAGUCGAACAGAGGAGAAAGUCCUUCACAGUGACAUCGCUCUGGGACAGGAGGGAGUUCCUAUUCCUUGUGUCAACUCUGUGGACAGUGAAACGAUCCCAGACAACUACAAGUACAUCUCAGAAAACUGCGUCACCUCCCCCAUGAACAUCGACAGAAACAUAACGCACCUACAGUACUGUGUUUGUAAGGAAGAUUGUUCGGCAAGUAUCUGCAUGUGUGGACAGCUCAGCCUGCGCUGCUGGUACGACAAG
Molecule: messenger RNA, 3284 nt
Organism: Paralichthys olivaceus (Japanese flounder)
Lineage: Eukaryota; Metazoa; Chordata; Actinopteri; Pleuronectiformes; Paralichthyidae
Source: RefSeq, a predicted model, not a curated record